AUGGCUCCUGUAUCCGAAACCCCUCAAACCGUUGACUGGAUGGGUAAAACUGUUCCUGUUUGGUCAAUGAAAACCCUUGAUUAUGGUCUCUUGCUCUCUCAUGAGCCCUCUGAGAUCGACAAACUCGUUAAUGCCUGUAUCGAUGAGGGUUAUUUUUACCUCGAUCUCCGCGGUAUCGAUGGCCGCCGCAUGCUUUCUGACCACCAAGACACUCUCAAGUUGAUGAAGAGAUUCUUCGAUAAGCCAUUAGAAGUCAAGAACGAAUUUGGCCUAAUCUCGUCCCACUUAGGAUACGAGCCUGUCGGGAGCCGAACGGGCGUGGCAGCUGGCACCAAGGAUGGAUAUGAAAUGCUCAAGGUGUCGCGAGAUGAGAUCCAGCGAGACAGCCCUAAGAUUCCCGCUAUUGCCAAGGAGAGUGGGGAGCUUCAAAUCCUCGAGAAUGCAAUCGGCAGCUGCAACACAAUCACAAAGGUUCUUCUCUCUGCGCUGUCCGACGGCCUUCAUCUGAGUGGAGGCGGAAGAUUUGAAAAUCAACAUAAGAACGAACGUCCCUCAACUACGACGCUAUCGAUGAUGCACUACUUGCCUUCAGAGCUGUCUGGUCCAAACAACAUCGGCCACCAGAAGCAUACCGAUAUCAGCACCUUGACACUUUUAUUUAGCGAGCAAUGGGGCCUCCAAGUCCGCCCACCCGGCGAGUGCGGUGCACUUGAAAUGGGAUUCGUUGCCCCCAAGCCAGGAUGUGCCUUUGUCCACGUAGGCGACUCCCUCCGCUUUGCCAGUGGCAUGAAGUUCCAAAGUUGCAUCCAUCGCGUUGUUCCGUUUGAUCCGACCGAACACCGCUACUCAGUCGCAUACUUUUUGCGAGCCGAGGAUGACACCAUGUUUGUUGACUCGGAAGGCCGUGCUAUCACUGCUGGUCAAUGGCAUGACGAGAAGUUCAAGGCGUUUACAGACCCUGAGCUAUGGCAGGCUAUGGCGCCGAAAUCAAUGAUCUUAGGUGGUAUGAAGGAGGACGGUGAAGAUGAGAACGUUGCACCGUUGUUUAAACAGGCUCUUGUACCAGAGCCUGUGCUGAGCAACGCUUGA
Molecule: messenger RNA, 1089 nt
Organism: Clonostachys rhizophaga
Lineage: Eukaryota; Fungi; Ascomycota; Sordariomycetes; Hypocreales; Bionectriaceae
Source: the annotation of a GenBank genome assembly